AUGUUCACACUUGAAGUACACCAUGGGGGCUACUUUGUUGAUGGUUUAUAUAUGGGAUAUAUUGUACAAUGGGUUGAUGGGCAAGAUGCAGAUGAGGUUUCAAUGCUUGAAUUAUUUGAACUGAUUAAACACCUUGGUUAUGAUGAGCAGAACAUUCAAUACUAUUACAAGCACAGGACAAAUGGCUGGGUUGAAAUUAGGACAUAUAAGGAUUAUUUUGGAGCAUUGAAGUUGGUGCCGAGGCAGCUGUUUGUGUUAUACAUAACUGACAAUCCAGCACCUAGGCCUCUAAAUGUUCAAUCCCCAGUAUUCUCUGCACAAGAAAAUGGGCAACAUGAGUUCGUGGAUGUUGAGAUAGAUGAAGAAUUUGGUGAGGCAAAGGAAGAAGUUGAGGUAGAAAGUGAUGAAGCUGAGCAAGGUGGGGAGGAUGAGGAAGAAGAUGGUGAUUUCAUAGAUAGUGAGUUUGAGCAAAGUGAUGAAGAGUACAACAUGAAUUUUCAUAGGUAUGUUGUGACUGAAGAGCAAGAUGAUGGGUCUGCUGAACCAGGUGAGGGUGACACUGAUGGUUAUAAUACAUCAGACUUAGAGAGUUUGCAUGAAGAUAGUGGAGAUGAAGAUGGGAAGAAGAGAGGUUUGAGGCAACCAAAGUUCAAGCAGUACAAUAAACAGAUGGACAAUAUUAUGGAAAUAUCUGCCCCAACUCAUGCAUGGCUUCAGGAUAGGCCUGCAAUUCAUUGGAGCAGGUCACAUUUUACUACUGGGCCCAAGUGUGAUAUACUGCUGAAAAAUUUAUGUGAAUGCUUCAAUUCAACAAUUUUGGAGGCAAGAGAUAAACCAAUAAUCACGAUGGUGGAAAGGAUCAGAACCUAUUUGAUGUUGAGAGUUGCAAGACAAAAGGAGGUGAAAUGGACUCAAAGAGUUGGGCCAAGGAUAUUUCAGAUUAUUGAGAAGAAUUUGAAAGAGAGUGGCUCAUGCACUGCACAGAAUGCAGGUGGAAACAGAAAAUGGGAUCUCUGUGGCAUCCCACGUUGCCAUUGCAUGACUGCUAUAUCAAGGCAACAGAGGAGCCCAAUGACUUAUGUGAAUAAGAGGAAAUCAGGGCAUAGGUCAAUUAAACCCCCAUUGUAUCACAAACAUAUUGGUAGGCCAAAGAAGGCAAGGACUAGACUUGUUGAUGAGAUCCCAAAAGGUGCCACUAAACUUAUGAGAUAUGGAAUUGUAAUCUAUUGCUUAGUCUGUGAAGGAGAAUGCCAUAAUGCUACUAAUUGUGGAAGGGCAUAUGGCAAUAUGGGAAGAGGCAGAGGGAGAGGGAAAGGAAGAGGGAGAGGAAGAGGCAGAGGAACCAGCUCAGUCCAUCCAUCUGAAGAGGAACAGGCAAUUAGAGGAGGGUUGACAAGGGCUGCAGCCACUGCAAGCCAAAUAGCUCCAACCAAUGUUGCUACCCAAUCAAGUGGAACCAAUCCUACUACACAAUCAGCUCCUUGCAAUUUAGCUUCACAAGCAGGUCCAAGCAAUGUCACUCAAAACACUUCCAAGCCACAAGGGAAAAGGUUCAAAUCCCAUGCAAAAAGGGCAAGGCCAUGGAGGUAA
Messenger RNA from Prunus armeniaca (apricot), 1590 nucleotides. The record is from the annotation of a GenBank genome assembly. Lineage: Eukaryota; Viridiplantae; Streptophyta; Magnoliopsida; Rosales; Rosaceae.